Molecule: messenger RNA, 2314 nt
Organism: Sitodiplosis mosellana (orange wheat blossom midge)
Lineage: Eukaryota; Metazoa; Arthropoda; Insecta; Diptera; Cecidomyiidae
Exons: 4
Coding region: 625-1932 (435 amino acids)
Molecular function (GO): protein binding
Source: RefSeq, a predicted model, not a curated record
UUCAAUAAAUACACAAAUUGUCUACAGCAGUUUAUGAGCCGAAAGUCAUUGAAGUAGAAUUAUUAUUUACCUGUUGAUUUCAUUAAAACCGGGUAAAAUAAAUGUUCCAUACCACAACGAUUGUACAGACAUUUUAAUAUUGUGCGGACAUCACCACAUUAAUUCCAAUUUUGCCGCGAGAUCACCUCAGAUACAUUGUUAAAUCAAGAAUAGCAUACGUAUUCCUGCGAUCAGCCCACUUGAAAACUCACACGUAUUUGAGCCAAAUGCCAAAGGAACAAGAAUAGGAAUAUGAUCUGUGAUUGAGUUGAUCAUGGUUAUUUCUGUGCGAGUUUAAACACUAGGACAAAUCAGUAUCGAAGACAGGAGCAUUUUAUCAGUUGGCGCUCACGUUAUUCCAAACCUUCAAGUAUUAAGGCGAUAAAGCAUUGCAUCAUUGCAGUAUUGGUUGGCCCAUGAAUGACAAUCCGUACUCAUUUCACACUUGACCAAAAACAAAAACAUUGUGUGGACACUUACUCAUUCAAUUCAAGUGAUCAAGUCAAAACCGGCAAAAACAAAAUUUCCACUUAACGCUAAGUUUGAAUCAAUCUGAAUAUUUGCGUCAACAAAUAUCUCGGGACCAUGGAAACGAUGAAAUUGACCGAUCUAAAUUUUGAUUGUCUGGAAAACAUUCUCGAAUAUUUGGAGCUGGUUGAUCUGUUGAAUGCGGCGGAUUCGUGCAAACGACUGAAUAAAGCUGCUGAGCUCGUAUUCGAUCGUAAGCAUGGCAAGAAAACGGUGUCGUUUGGGGAAAUGCAAAUUUCUACUCUUCGACUGGUUAAAUAUAAAUUCGGAGAUAUUCAUGUCAAUGAUUUGAAAACCGGUUUGCAGUUGUUACGCUGCCUUGGUCGCGUGAUCCAUAAAAUAUGCUUCGAACAACUAAUCUUCGAAGAAAGUAUUCAACUCGAAAUAGAUCGCAAAUUGGCAACUUAUGUAAAUGCUUAUUGUGCGGAAUACCUAAAAGAAGGUGAUUUUCAACGGAACGGCGUGCUAGAGUAUUUUGAUAAACCGUUUCCAAAACUUCGUGGAAUUCAUGUCUUGGAGUGCAAAUUUACCGAAAUCAAUCGCAUCAAACGACUAUUUCCAAAUCUGGAAUCUUUGAUGUGCAGCCAUUACGAAGAUGUGUCAUUUUAUAACACAAAUGCAACUCAUUUUCCCCGUUUAAAAAGUCUGACGUUUUUUGAAUUAGGCUACGAUCCAAUUUCUGAUGUUCGUCACGAACAAAAUCUUCGCAAUGAAAUGGUGUCGGAAUUCUUGAAACUAAAUCCACAGUUAAAGGAGCUGCAUGUCAGUUCAUUUGCUCUUGCCGACAGUUAUUUGACUAUAGAUUUGAUUCGGAGUGAAGUCGAUAAUUUACAGAACAUUGAAUCUCUUUACCUUGAUCUAAAGCCCAUCACAGUCCACGACGAUAUUGACAAUAUCAUUCACAUGAAACGUGUAAAAACAUUCAUAACUUCUCUUCGUCACUAUAAUAAUGAAUGGCCAACGUGUUCAUUACCAUUUUCAUUUGAAAAACUCGAGAAGUUCGACGUUUCUCCUCCGAAGCAAAUUGAAUUCCUUCCGAAUUUUUUUGAAGAUUUCUUCAACUUCAUUGACAAAUUCCCAAAAAUAACCGAUCUAUCGAUUAGUUCAUAUGAAAAUUCUUCUGCUAUGGACUGGUCGAGAUUGACGAGAUCUUUGCCGUUACUGGUCACCAUUUCGAUACAUAUCUCGUUUUCAACUGAUGAAGCUAUCGAUUUUAUGGCUAAAUUUCCACUGUUGAGAAAAUUCAAUUUCAUGCUAAGUGAUCUCGAUGAAUUAGAGUAUUUAUGCCAACGUUUGGGCAAAAAAUGGAGAGGAAGAGAGUUGUGGAAACGCAGACGAUUCGUCCAGCUCAAAAGAAUAGUUUAAAUAUCAUAGCAAUCGAUAAAACUAAGAUAGGAGUUCCCAUUUGAAUUGAAAUAGAUUUUCAUAAGAUUUGAAACAAAGAAAAAAACUUUAGAAAUAAUCUUUUACCAAAAUCAUCUGAUCAAAAUAUAGCAAAUAAAUGCAUUUUCAUAAAGUUAAAUCUAUCCAAAAUUGAGUUUUACAAAUAAAAUAUGAUAAUUGCCUUUGCAUAUGAAUUAAAAGUCGCAUAAUAUCAAUCGUCGAUUCAUUUUAAGAAAAAUUGCCUUAGCAUAGUUCUUCUCUCAUUUUAAAAUGAAUGUUUUCCCAUUAUGUAUUAAUCUAUCCGCUAUUUGAAACACAUUUUUUUUCAAAAUAAAAUCUUCUUAAUUAAAAUAAAUUAAAAAAA